Trametes versicolor FP-101664 SS1 is the source of this 1539-nucleotide messenger RNA. It is a transcript of the gene TvLac6, whose product is annotated as TvLac6. The record is from RefSeq and is a predicted model, not a curated record. Lineage: Eukaryota; Fungi; Basidiomycota; Agaricomycetes; Polyporales; Polyporaceae. Gene Ontology annotation, molecular function: oxidoreductase activity; copper ion binding. The transcript is spliced from 13 exons. Bases 1 to 1539 code for a protein of 512 amino acids.
AUGUCCUUCUCUAGCCUUUGCCGUACAUUGGUCUUCCUGGGUGCUUGCAGCAGUGCGUUGGCCUCCAUAGGCCCAGUCACUGAGCUCGACAUCGUCAACAAGGUUAUCGCACCGGAUGGCGUCGCUCGUGAUACAGUCCUCGCCGGGGGCACGUUCCCGGGCCCACUCAUCACAGGAAAGAAGGGUGACAACUUCCGCAUCAACGUCGUCGACAAGUUGGUUAACCAGACUAUGCUGACAUCCACCACCAUUCACUGGCACGGGAUGUUCCAGCAUACGACGAACUGGGCGGAUGGUCCCGCCUUUGUGACUCAAUGCCCUAUCACCACUGGUGAUGACUUCCUGUACAACUUCCGCGUGCCCGACCAGACAGGAACGUACUGGUACCAUAGCCAUCUGGCCUUGCAGUACUGUGAUGGGCUUCGCGGCCCCCUGGUGAUUUACGAUCCCCAUGAUCCGCAGGCAUACCUGUAUGACGUCGAUGACGAGAGCACCGUUAUCACUCUGGCAGACUGGUACCAUACCCCGGCGCCUCUGCUGCCGCCUGCCGCCACUUUGAUUAAUGGCCUGGGUCGCUGGCCUGGCAACCCCACCGCCGACCUGGCCGUCAUCGAAGUCCAGCACGGAAAGCGCUACCGGUUCCGCCUGGUCAGCACCUCAUGCGACCCGAACUACAACUUCACUAUCGAUGGCCACACCAUGACAAUCAUCGAGGCGGAUGGCCAGAACACCCAGCCACACCAAGUCGACGGACUUCAGAUCUUCGCGGCACAGCGGUACUCCUUCGUUCUUAACGCUAACCAAGCGGUCAACAACUACUGGAUCCGUGCGAACCCUAACCGUGCUAACACUACGGGCUUCGCCAAUGGCAUCAACUCCGCCAUCCUGCGCUACAAGGGGGCGCCGAUUAAGGAGCCUACGACGAACCAGACUACCAUCCGGAACUUUUUGAAGGAGACGGACUUGCACCCGCUCACUGACCCACGUGCACCUGGCCUUCCUUUCAAAGGGGGCGUUGACCACGCUUUGAACCUCAACCUCACUUUCAACGGAUCGGAGUUCUUCAUCAACGAUGCGCCUUUCGUCCCUCCGACUGUCCCGGUGCUACUGCAGAUCCUGAACGGAACGCUCGACGCAAACCAACUUCUACCGCCCGGCAGCGUCUACAACCUUCCUCCCAACUCCACCAUCGAGCUUUCCAUCCCCGGUGGUGUGACGGGUGGCCCGCACCCCUUCCACUUGCAUGGCCACGCUUUCUCUGUCGUGCGUAGCGCUGGAAGCACCGAAUACAACUACGCGAACCCGGUGAAGCGCGACACGGUCAGCAUUGGUCUUGGGGGCGACAACGUCACCGUGCGCUUCGUGACCGACAACCCCGGCCCGUGGUUCCUCCACUGCCACAUCGACUUCCACUUGCAGGCAGGCCUCGCCAUCGUGUUUGCGGAGGACGCGCAGGACACGAAGCUUGUGAACCCCGUCCCUGAGGACUGGAACAAGCUGUGCCCCACCUUCGAUAAGGCGAUGAACAUCACGGUUUAA